Molecule: messenger RNA, 1191 nt
Organism: Lodderomyces pseudojiufengensis
Lineage: Eukaryota; Fungi; Ascomycota; Pichiomycetes; Serinales; Debaryomycetaceae
Exons: 1
Coding region: 1-1191 (396 amino acids)
Source: RefSeq, a predicted model, not a curated record
AUGAAAUACAGAUUACUAAUAUUUUGUACAUCAUUACUACUACUUUUCUUCAUUAUCCAUGAUUCUCAAUUGGAUUUGAAAUCUGCAUUUUAUUUAACCAAAAAUACCUUCAAACAAUUUAAAACAUCUGAUGAAUAUCCAUUUAAUAAUGUUGUUAAUUCAUUUUUUCCAAUUGAUUCAAUAUUAGAAUUUAAUACAACUGAAGGUAAUUCCACCACCAAAAUCAUUGGUAGAUAUGCUUCUUUUUCACCUGUACUUAAUUCAAAAUUAAGUAGUCACUAUGAAAUUUUACCAUUUAAUAUGUGUGAAAAGAUUGAAUCAACAAUUGAAUAUAAUAACAAGAUUUUAAUAGUUUUACGUGGUGAUUGUACAUUUGUGGAUAAAGUUACAAAUAUUAUUGAUUCAAAUUUGGAUCCAUCUGCUAUUGUUGUUGCUAAUGAUGAACCUUAUAGAAGUUUAAUUACUAUGUAUUCAAAUACUUUUAAUCAGGAUGGUACAUUAGAAUUUCCAAUAAUGUUUAUUACAUUUGAAGAUUAUAAAAUCUUAAAGUUAUAUAACAAUAUAGAUAUAAUAAUUGAAAUAUCUACAGCCUAUAUUGGUAGUUGGUUCAGUAUAGUAUUAUCAAUGGUUUUAUCACCACCUUUAUUAAUUGUAUUAUUUUAUUGUAUUAUUGUAUGUGGACAAAAAUUUAGAAAACGACAAAUUAAUAAAAGAAAUGCUCAAAUGGUUAAAAAUUUACCAAUAUAUAUUUAUGAUAAUAAUCAUUUAAUUUUAGAACAAGAUCUUGAUCAUUAUCUUAAUUCAACUGGGAAAUUUAAUAUUUUAAAUUGUCCAAAUGAUUAUUUUAAUUCUUAUAAAUGUUCAAUAUGUUUAGAAAAAUAUCAUCCUUUAAAAUCAAAAGUAUUAGUUUUACAAUGUAAACAUUUUUUUCAUCAAAAUUGUUUAUCAAAUUGGUUAAUUAAUUUUAAGAGGAGUUGUCCAUUAUGUAAUAAUACUAUUUUAAAAUCUUUUGCUGGACAAGUUAUAGAUUAUGGAAGUAUUAAUGAUGAAUUGGAGGAAGGACCAGAGGUACAUGAUCCACCACCAGUGAGAAAUUCACGUCCUAUAUUAUUUUCAAGACCGCUGGCGAUCUUGAAUAGAUAUAAUUUUGAAAAUGAAGGUGUUGAAUUAAGUACUAGUAUUGAAGAAUAA